Messenger RNA from Porites evermanni, 1085 nucleotides. Lineage: Eukaryota; Metazoa; Cnidaria; Anthozoa; Scleractinia; Poritidae. The record is from the annotation of a GenBank genome assembly.
AUGACUUCUCCUGAUUCUGACACAGAAGCGGAAUUUGUGCAGUUUGUUUGUUUUCGCACCGCUGGACCCGUUCCAGUAGACUUAUUUCAACAGUCCUGGAUACCAUUUGCUGAAGAGUUCUUCGCUCGUGGUAUAAAAACAAUGAUCUUGUCCGAGAAGCUACCAUUAAGCGGUGAUCUAAGCCCUUACAAAUUCAUUGCAAAAAGUUACUGGGCCUCGAUAACAGCGGUCAAACUAACCUUUGAAAAGGGCUUACCAUCUCCCUCUAGCAGAGGUCACAUAACAGCUUCACAGGUAAAUAUGGUUUAUAUCAUUUUAAGGGGGCUGCGUCACAAGGAUAUUGCUCUUUUAGGUCGAUUCUGUGCUUAGGGCCUCUUCAUAUGAGCCCGGUUUCGGAGAUCUCGCGCGCCUUACCUCUAAAUCGUUUGUAAAAGUUUCGAUGUGUUCAUAUGAGAGGGCGGGCUAGCUCUGUUAUCGAGAUCUCGGUAAUCGGGCUUGAAAUUUUGCCACACUUCAGUUAACUCUGAUGAAAACGGGAUGAAUUCUUGCGAAAUCUCCGCUAUUUUCUCAAGGAACUUGUAAGUUUUAUAAAUUUAUUUUAUUUUCAGAUGUGAAGUGAUGGUAGGGGGAAAAAAGUAAAAUUCUUGAACACUUAAGGUUAACGAUAGGGAUUUGUGUUAAACGUUUUUAGGAUGACAUUUUCCUUCAUUUUUCAGGGUGGGAUAUUUAAGCUCGUGCACACGGCCAAAGGAGAAACAAACGCCAAGCACAAUGUCAUCUACAAAGUUGGUUUCAAAGCAUUUACAAUGAUUCCGACGCUAGAAGAAUCUCUUACAAAGGAGAAAGUCCUAGAUUACGCUGACUAUCUUCACGGUCUUAAGGGCUUUGAAACGUUAGCGGUCUAUAAAUUACAUGAAUGUUCUGGGCCGAUUAAAGAAUGGCAUUAUGACUGGAUAAUUGAGGCAUUUUAUAAUUCCGUUAGCGUGACAGAAGAGUCAAUACUAAAAGACUUGAUAAACUGCCCCAUGGUGGACAAAACGUGGGAGUUGAGCAUACAUAAGGACUACAUACAAAUGACGGCUUAA